Messenger RNA from Beta vulgaris subsp. vulgaris (sugar beet), 937 nucleotides. RefSeq lists its product as hypothetical. Bases 307 to 660 code for a protein of 117 amino acids. The transcript is spliced from 2 exons. The record is from RefSeq and is a predicted model, not a curated record. Lineage: Eukaryota; Viridiplantae; Streptophyta; Magnoliopsida; Caryophyllales; Amaranthaceae.
ACAAUACAACUUACAGGCCAAUAUUCAUUUCGUCCCCCUUUUCCUUCCUUUCAAUUACACUCUUCCAUCUCCUCCCCCAACAAAAUUGAAAUUAAAUAAAACCUAGUCCACAACCCACCCCUAAAUCUAACAGUGACACUUCCCAAACCCACCAAAUUUUCAAUCUCCAUCAUUAUUGUAGAUAAUCUUGAAAAUCCCCAUGAAAUUCGUUCAUACCAAUUUUUAAUUAAUUUCAAAUAACAUUCUUGCAAUUCCUGGGUAGAAUUCGAAUUUGCAAUUUGAAAUUAAUAGGAGGAAGAAAUAAGAAUGUCGCUUAGGAUAAAAUCAGUGGUAGAUAAGUUUGUGCAAGAGCUGAAAGAAGCCUUGGAAGCAGACAUACAAGAUCGAAUUAUGAAGGAGAGAGAAAUGCAAAGUUAUAUUGAAGAGCGUGAGCGUGAGGUUGCUGAGCGUGAAGCUGCUUGGAAAGCUGAACUUUCUCGUCGAGAGGCAGAGAUUGCUCGCCAAGAAGCAAGACUAAAGAUGGAGAGAGAAAAUUUGGAAAAGGAGAAAAGUGUUCUCAUGGGGACUGCAUCGAAUCAAGAUAACCAGGAUGGAGCACUUGAAAUCACGGUUAGUGGAGAGAAGUAUAGAUGCCUGAGGUUCUCAAAAGCUAAGAAAUGAGUAAUUUUGGCUUCAGCUUACUUGCUGGCUGCUGCAUUGGUCGAAAUUCCGACGAGCUUUGGUUCUGCAUGUUGCUUACUGAGUAAAUGGCUUGUGGAUUAUCUCUCUGCAGAGCAAGUUUAUAGAUUCAUUGCAGUUAAUUGUUUGUGUACAUGGUAGUAGCAUAUAUGAUAUGUUUGCAAUAGGAACUGCUUGCACGCCUUUGUGCCUUAAGCAAAUUGAAGAAUGGCCUGCAGUUAAUGGAAGCACAAGUUAUUGAAUAUUUGUUCUUUCCUGA